UGUGAGGUAGAUCUGACGUGAGCAUGCAACUCUCAUGCCGCUGUGAGGAGUUCACUCUUUUUCCAGCUGCAGCUUCUAUCAUAUAGGUCCUCUUCUUCCUCCCAUAUGUCACUGGCGUUUCCAGUACUUCCACCGUCUUGUCUCUCCCUGCAUUCGUGCAACCCACCUCAUGUUUCCCGGUCGGUACCGGCAGCCAAGUUAGUAGUACUACGGAACACACACCAUGUCAGUCGCCGACGAGAAACAGCACAUCGAUCAUGAUGCCGGGGCUGCCACCGACCUUGUCGCGAGGCCCGGGUCCGAGUCGCCUUGCUCGGACGAUGGGUUGAACGAUCCUGCACCGAUCGAUCCACAGGCCGAGCGGCGGCUUGUCAGGAAACUUGACCUGAUUAUUUUCCCCGUCUUUUUCGUCGUCUACAUGAUGGCCUUCCUGGACCGCAUCAACAUCAGCAAUGCCAACAUCCAGGGCAUGUCGGCCGAGCUGCAUCUCGACGAGGGCAACCGGUUCAAUGUCGCGCUCUUUGCCUAUUACUCGUCGUACAUCCUGCUCGAAGUACCCUGCAACAUGAUCAUCAAGAAAGUCCGCCCCUCACUCUUCAUCUCGGGCCUCAUGUUCAGCUGGGGCGUCGUCAACAUGUGCAUGGGCUUUGUGCACUCGUACGCGGCGCUGGUCGCCCUGCGCGUGCUGCUGGGCGUCUUCGAGGCCGGCGUGCUGCCGGGCAUCGUCUACGUGUCGUCCAUGUACUACAAGCGCCACGAGUACCAGAAGCGCAUGUCUUUCUUCUUUUGCAGCACCGUCACGGCUGGCGCCUUUGGCGGCCUGCUCGCCUACGCCAUCGCCGACCUCGGCACGCCGUCCAUGGCCGCCUGGCGCUGGAUCUUUAUCAUCGAGGGCGCCAUCACCGCCGCCCUGGGCAUCCUCGCUUCCUUUGUCAUCAUCGACUGGCCCGAGCAGACGCGCUACCUCAGCCUCGACGAGAAGGAGCUCCUCCGCCGGCGCAUGGCCGUCGACGCGAGGGGACAUGUCUGCCGUAUGGACACGCUCAACAGGUUUGCGUUGACUCGCAUUGUCCGCGACUACAAGAUCUGGUUGGGCGGGUUUUUGUACAUGGGCGUCUCGGUGGCCGGGCUGUCGGGCACCUUUUUCCUGCCGACCAUCCUGCUCGAGUUCGAGUGGCGGGCGCAGGAGGCGCAGGUGCGGACCAUCCCCGUCUACGUCGUCGCGGCUGGCAUGAUGGUGCUCGGCGCGUGGGCGUCGGACCGCCUCAAGCACCGCUUCGGCUUCAUCAUGGGCGGUGCGUCGCUGUCCACCGUGGGCUAUGCCAUGCUGCUCGCGCAGGAGGGCAAGUCGCGCGACUACAAGUUUGCCGCCGUCUUUCUCGUCUUCGGCGGCGCCUACAUGAUCACGCCCAUGUGCCUCGGGUGGCUGCAAAACAACCUGUCGGGCCACUGGAAGCGGUCGUUUGGCGCCUCAUCGCAGGUCAUGAUUGGCAAUGUUGCAGGCAUCAUCGGUGCCUUCAUCUUUAUCAGGUCCGAGGCGCCCACCUACAGGACGGGCUACGGUGUAGCCCUGGGCAUGAUGUGGUUCGGCGCGCUUUGCGCCGGGGUCAUGGCCGGCCUCAUGUGGGCUGAGAACCGGAGGCGAGAGCGCGGCGAGCGCAACGGCCGGCUGGCAUUCCCCGAAGAGGACAGAAAGAACAUGGGUGAUUGGCACCCGAGUUUCAGGUUUACUUUGUAAACGACUGUAGGUACUAUGCAACAUUGACGAAUAUAUCAGGAUGCUCGUCGUCGCCGACCUGUCGAUUGUGAUGGGUGUAACAUGUGUAGAGCAAUCGCGAGCCGGUUCUAUUGGGGGACGACGCAUGUUAGUAGGUUCUAGGUAGGUAGGUACUCACAUGCACUUAUAAAGCCAU
This is a messenger RNA of Canariomyces notabilis, 1913 nucleotides long. Its product is annotated as MFS general substrate transporter. Gene Ontology annotation, cellular component: membrane. The transcript has 2 exons. NCBI's taxonomy places the organism in Eukaryota, Fungi, Ascomycota, Sordariomycetes, Sordariales, Chaetomiaceae. The record is from RefSeq and is a predicted model, not a curated record. Gene Ontology annotation, biological process: transmembrane transport. Gene Ontology annotation, molecular function: transmembrane transporter activity. Bases 224 to 1738 code for a protein of 504 amino acids.